UAUAACGAAAACGACAACAAUGGCUGGCUUCCAUGGACUUUUAAAUCUAUCUAUUUCAUCUUCCUCUGUAUCCAUUUCAUAAACCAAAAAAUAAACUUUUUUAUGAAAAAAAACUCUCUCUAAUCAAAGAAGAAGUUGAAGGGCUCCAUUUCGUAAGUUUUUAUAGAAUGGAGAAGCUUAAGCAAUGUUGGUCAGGUCUGCUAGUCUUGGCAGUGGUGGUGAUCGGAACCGGAGCCGUUCCGAUCACUUAUCUUCAAAGCGCCGUCGCCAAGGGAGCAGUGUGUUUGGAUGGGAGUGCACCGGCUUACCAUUUCGACAAAGGGUUUGGUUCUGGGGUUAACAACUGGAUUGUUCAUAUGGAGGGAGGCGGAUGGUGUACGGACGUAGCUUCAUGUAAUGCGCGUAAGAAUACAAUGAAGGGUUCGUCCAAAUUCAUGAACAAAGACUUUGGUUUCUCCGGUAUCUUAGGUGGCAAGCAAAACACUAAUCCAGAUUUUUACAACUGGAAUAGAAUCAAAGUGCGUUAUUGCGAUGGAUCGUCUUUCACCGGCAAUGUAGAAGCCGUUAAUCCGGCGAAUAAGCUAUUCUUCCGAGGUGCACGAGUUUGGCGUGCAGUGAUUGAUGAUCUUAUGGCUAAAGGAAUGAAAAACGCUCAAAACGCGAUACUCUCAGGUUGUUCAGCCGGAGCAUUGGCCGCGAUUCUACACUGUGACACUUUCCGAGCCAUACUUCCCCCAACUGCUAGAGUCAAAUGUGUUUCUGAUGCUGGUUACUUUAUUCAUGGUAAGGAUAUAUCAGGAGGAUCAUACAUCCAAACGUAUUACAGUAAAGUCGUCGCACUCCACGGAUCUGCAAAGACUCUUCCUGUUUCAUGCACCUCAAAAAUGAAACCUGAACUCUGUUUCUUCCCGCAAAACGUUGUCCCUUCCAUGCGAACACCACUCUUUGUCAUUAAUGCUGCCUUCGAUUCCUGGCAGAUCAAGAAUGUUUUGGCUCCAACUGCUGUUGAUAAGCGUAAGGAGUGGAAGAACUGUAAGCUUGAUCUUAAGAAAUGUACGGCCGCUCAGCUCAAAACCGUCCAAGGGUUUAGGGAUCAGAUGAUGCGUGCAUUGUCUCCGGUUCACUCUACUCCGUCCAGAGGACUGUUCUUGGACUCGUGUCACGCUCAUUGCCAAGGCGGAAGCGCCGCCUCUUGGUCCGGUGCCAAAGGUCCCCAAGUCGCCAAUUCGAAAAUUUCACAAGCAGUAGGAAACUGGUUUUAUGGUCGGAAUGCAUUCCAGAAGAUAGACUGUCCGUCGCCUAUUUGCAACCCUACUUGUCCUGCAAUCUCGACUGACGAAUAGUUCUCAAAUCAUAUGGCAAAAAUGUUCAUUUUUAUUAAUACCAAAAAUUACCAUUGCUGAGGAAUAAGAGGUUAAGACAACUGCAUUAAAACUGACUAAAAGAUCAUAUUUCUACAUUCAUUUAAAGACUAUUCCUGUAUUUAAUGUGAAAAGUUUUAAACUUAUCCAUUUUGGUGAACAACUCA
Molecule: messenger RNA, 1528 nt
Organism: Raphanus sativus (radish)
Lineage: Eukaryota; Viridiplantae; Streptophyta; Magnoliopsida; Brassicales; Brassicaceae
Product: pectin acetylesterase 7
Exons: 13
Coding region: 168-1343 (391 amino acids)
Biological process (GO): cell wall organization
Cellular component (GO): plant-type cell wall
Molecular function (GO): pectin acetylesterase activity
Source: RefSeq, a predicted model, not a curated record